Molecule: messenger RNA, 240 nt
Organism: Necator americanus (New World hookworm)
Lineage: Eukaryota; Metazoa; Nematoda; Chromadorea; Rhabditida; Ancylostomatidae
Exons: 3
Coding region: 1-240 (79 amino acids)
Source: RefSeq, a predicted model, not a curated record
AUGCUAAACGCCCUCGAGGGUGACCCCCUAAUGAGGACCUCGUCAACGUCACUCACGAAACUUGAGAAAAUCUUGGAUGACAAUGGCGAGGGAACGAAACGAGUGGAAGAGAUGCUGGGGUCCGCAUGUCCAGUGAAGAAGGGCCAUCCAAGUUUUAUGGAUGGAGAUGGCGAACAUCAAAAAGAUUGUCUAUUUGAGCCCACAGAAGAAAAUACGACGCUUUUCUCAAGGAGCGGCUAA